UAGACACAGAGAGUUCGUCCCAGUCCGCCAGAAAGGAGCGCACGCGCGCGGCCCGCCGAACAAGAGAGCAAACAAACAAACAAACAAACAAACACAAAGAACCGAGCGACCAAGAUGGUGGCCAAACAGAGGAUCCGCAUGGCCAACGAGAAGCACAGCAAGAACAUCACGCAGAGAGGAAACGUAGCCAAGUCCACGAGGACUCUGGGGGAUGAGAAGGGGGUGGGGCCGUGGCUGCUGGCUCUCUUCAUCUUCGUGGUCUGUGGAUCAGCCAUCUUCCAGAUCAUCCAGAGCAUCAGGAUGGGCAUGUAGAUGUCAUCAGAGGGCGGGGCGAUGACGGUGGACCAACCAAGACAUUCCUGAACUCUGACGGCUUACACAAGCCCCGCCCACCCAGCAGGCCCCCGCUCUUCAAGCCCUAGUGACCCGGCCUGCUGCUGUCGGCUGACCUCAGAGCGCCAUGUGCCUUUCUGUUGACCUGAACUUUGGCCCCGCCCCUCCUCAGUCGGGGGGUGGGGCUCCCUCUGGCUGAUCGGACCUGCGGGGGGGCUGCAGCCUGAAAGAAGUGUCCUUUUGGAUCAGAAGGUGUGAAGGCCCGACAGGUGUGUCUUCACCGUGUGCAGACGCACCUGAACAUUCCAGCUGUCUGAAUAAAGUUUGUUCUGAAUCCGA
Oryzias melastigma (Indian medaka) is the source of this 672-nucleotide messenger RNA. RefSeq names its product stress-associated endoplasmic reticulum protein 1 (gene serp1). The coding region runs from base 115 to 312 and encodes 65 amino acids. The transcript has 3 exons. Gene Ontology annotation, cellular component: endoplasmic reticulum. Gene Ontology annotation, biological process: endoplasmic reticulum unfolded protein response. The record is from RefSeq and is a predicted model, not a curated record. Lineage: Eukaryota; Metazoa; Chordata; Actinopteri; Beloniformes; Adrianichthyidae.